Molecule: messenger RNA, 1955 nt
Organism: Etheostoma cragini (Arkansas darter)
Lineage: Eukaryota; Metazoa; Chordata; Actinopteri; Perciformes; Percidae
Gene: tnfsf11
Product: TNF superfamily member 11
Exons: 5
Coding region: 250-1050 (266 amino acids)
Biological process (GO): immune response
Cellular component (GO): membrane
Molecular function (GO): tumor necrosis factor receptor binding
Source: RefSeq, a predicted model, not a curated record
AGCCCGCUUUACCUGUAGUGCGCUCAGGUCUCUGGAUCUGGAUCUGCUCUACAGUCUUGUCCCGGUCUUUCCCGACGGUCUAUCUAGUCUUGAGUAAACCGGAGGAUCCUUCUGAUUGGCUGCGGAGAUAGCAAGCUCUUUCCAGCCCACCCACCGCUGAUUAUAGAGACUCUUGCAGACUCUCUUCCCUUCCUUGCAUUGAGUCUGGGAACUGGCCACUGGGGCUGCACGGCACACCGAGCGCGCAUCAUGGCAGCUACCCACAGCGAAUACAGAGGCUACCUGCGGAACACCGUCGACAUCGAGGCAGGGCAGCACCGCUUCCACCCGGUGCAGAGCUCGGAGCCCACUUACCGGCCGCUCCUAUUCGGAACCCUCGCUGUUAUGGGAUUGCUUCAGGUGGCUUCCAGCGUGGCGAUCUUACUACACCUGACAGGUUAUCUGCAAGAGGUAGAUUUGUCCACGGCCCCACAUCGGCCCAUUGAGGAAGUACAGACGGAGCCGGUGCUGAACGCGCUGAGAGACACGAGGAAAAAAGGACGGUGCAAAACUCCAAAAGAGAGCCUGGCAUCAGCUCAUCUACCAAUCAGAGUGCACCAGGAGUACUCUAAGAAGGGUGAGCGGAAGCCCAUCACCAUUGACUGGGACCAGGAGCAUGGAUACUGCCACAGAAUGGGCUACCAGAAGGGGAAACUGCUGGUGAUGGAGUCAGGUUUCUACUAUAUCUACGCCAAGACCUGCUUCCGCUACUACCUUUACGUGCCUUUAGAGGACAGCAGCAGCCAGGCCGGGGUGGAUGUUAGCAACACCCAGCUCAUCCAGUACGUCUACCAUGAGAGCAUCAAACAAAACAGCAAGUCGGUGGUGCUGAUGAAGACAGGCAGCACGAUGCGCUGGAAUAGUACCAGCUAUAACAUGUACUGCGCCCAGCAGGGCCGAGGCGUCCGGCUGGAGGUGGGAGACGCCUUGUACGUCAAUGUGUCCAAUGCUUGGCUGCUGGACCUGGAGGGAGAAGGGACGUAUUUUGGGGCCAUAAAGUUGGGUAACUGAGAAAUGAAAACACGUGGGGAGCGGACAUGCUACUGAACAUUUGAUAUGCCAAAGAACCACUGUUAGUGAUUUUAUAAUGUUAAUUUGUUAAUUUGUUUUGGUUCAUGUGUUGUUGUUGCUUUUUUAUCUUUCCCACAUGUGAAAAAAUGUAUUUGCGUUCUGAGUUUAUAGUCAGAAUUCUGAGAUCUGACUUUUAUCUCAGAAUUCUGACUUUAAACUCAGAACUCAAAUAGAGUUUUCACAAGUGGCCCUUAUCCACUUCCGUAGAAUAGCCUUGGAAUCUUUUUAUGAGAACACAUAAUGGAAAAGGUUGUCACCUUUAAAAAACCUUGUCUUGCCCCGCAGCACAAACAAAAUUGAGGCACACAGCUCUCAACUUCAUUAAAAAUAGCACUGGAGUCUUUUUUCCAAGUAUUGUGCUUGGUAUUGUGAAAUUUUAAUACAUUUCCGUUCAGUUUAAAACAUUUAGACUUAAGUACAUACAUGUGUUUGUCCACUAAUUAAAAAAGCCAUGAGGGAGCAACUUAGGGAGUAAGUUUGUUGGCAAGAGUGUGCAGCGAGAAAGGAUUUAUCAAUGUUGGAAAAACGGCAUGUUGUAAGAACAUUGUAGCUGAUAGAGCAUCUGCUUGUACUUAACAGAUUAUCACAGAAUAAAAAUAAAACAACUCCCAGGUGUGCCUCCGAGCCACAGCAGUGAAUGCACAAAUGUUUUCCUGGAAGGUUUUGUAAGUGUGAACAAGGUAGGCAAUGGGGCGUUCUGGCAGUAAGUAACUCAACGGUACAAUCUGAAAUAGGCAGUUAGAUGGUGAUUUAUAUCGCUGAUCCAAAUCUCUUAGGCAUCUUUUCAAAACUUCGUUCUAUGAAAGAUACACUUUGACUCUGACACAAGACACAGUUUAAAAAAA